Molecule: messenger RNA, 383 nt
Organism: Serpula lacrymans var. lacrymans S7.9
Lineage: Eukaryota; Fungi; Basidiomycota; Agaricomycetes; Boletales; Serpulaceae
Exons: 1
Coding region: 138-293 (51 amino acids)
Source: RefSeq, a predicted model, not a curated record
GAACUCCAUACAGCGCCGACGCCGUUAAAUGUAAAUUGAAGGGACAUCAAAACGUCAGGAGGGCUGCAGAGGGCUAGAAUAAACCCGACAUUACUCCCGAUUUUAUGUAGUCACGGUGUAAAGUGUUGCCAAUCAGGAUGAUCGUUAGAAAAAAUGAGAGGGGCUGGCAGAAAUGGGAUUCGGGGUGGUCGCUGUGCGAGGAAGAGAUUGGAAAUGUACAACAGAAUGGUAGCGUGACCCUUGCGGUCGAAAAAUCAAAGAUAGGGUCGCCAUUUGAUAUCUGUGCGGUGUAAAAAUUAUCUGAGAUAUGGGGUGUAGAUACAAAGUGGAAGUUUGUGAAGAGAGCAGACGAUGUUCUACAUUGUAGUGUUGUUCAAGCGAAU